This is a messenger RNA of Trichomycterus rosablanca, 1991 nucleotides long. It is a transcript of the gene tapt1a, whose product is annotated as transmembrane anterior posterior transformation 1a. Gene Ontology annotation, cellular component: endoplasmic reticulum membrane; ciliary basal body. The record is from RefSeq and is a predicted model, not a curated record. Gene Ontology annotation, biological process: positive regulation of cilium assembly. Lineage: Eukaryota; Metazoa; Chordata; Actinopteri; Siluriformes; Trichomycteridae. The transcript has 14 exons. The coding region runs from base 1 to 1737 and encodes 578 amino acids.
AUGGCGGACGUUGCGUGUGGCAGCUUGUCAGAGGAGAAAGAUUCAGAAAAUGACAGUCAGCGAAGGAGGAAAUGCUCUUGGAAGAACACGAUAAAGAGUAAUAAAGCUGCUUCUGUAUCAGAAAUGACUGAAACUCUGGGGUUUUAUGAUGGACGGUGUGGUAAAGAGGAGCAGCAGGAGCUGUCAGAGGUGGUGGAGCCAGAAGAAGCGUCUCUUCUAAGCUUCAUGUGUACUGAGCUGACCAGAGGCUACUUCCUGGAACACAACGGGGCCAAGUAUACAGAGCAGAGAGAGAGAGUCUAUACAUGCAUGAGAAUCCCCAAAGAGUUGGAAAAGCUCAUGAUGUUUGGCUCCUUCCUGUGUCUCGAUGCAUUCCUCUAUGUGUUCACUUUACUGCCUCUUCGAACCCUGCUUGCAUUCCUCAGACUGCUGACCGUACCCUGCUGUGGCCUCAGUUCUCGGCUCCUACAGCCAGCUCAGGUGUGUGAUCUGCUGAAGGGCUUGAUCAUGGUGCUUUGUUGCUCUAUGAUGCAUUAUGUGGAUUAUGCCAUGAUGUACCAUCUAAUCCGGGGACAGUCUGUCAUCAAACUGUACAUCAUUUACAACAUGCUGGAGGUAGCAGACCGUCUCUUCUCAUCGUUUGGGCAGGACAUUCUGGAUGCUCUGUACUGGACUGCCACAGAGCCAAAGUCUAGAAAGAGAGCUCACAUUGGAGUCAUUCCUCAUUUUAUCAUGGCUGUCUUCUAUGUCUUUCUUCAUGCCAUUCUCAUCAUGGUACAGGCCUCCACACUGAAUGUGGCCUUCAAUUCACACAACAAGUCUCUCCUCACCAUUAUGAUGUCCAACAAUUUUGUGGAAAUUAAAGGAAGUGUCUUUAAGAAAUUUGAGAAGAACAACCUCUUUCAAAUGUCUAAUAGUGACAUUAAGGAACGCUUCACUAACUGCAUCCUGCUGCUGAUAGUGUGUCUGAGGAACAUGGAGCAGUUUUCAUGGAACUCAGAUCACCUGUGGGUGCUGCUUCCAGAUGUUGUUAUGGUAGUGGCCUCCGAGAUAGCGGUGGAUAUUGUAAAGCACGCAUUCAUCACCAAAUUCAAUGACCUGACCGCAGAUGUGUACAGUGAAUACAAAGCCAGCCUGGCGUUUGAGCACCUCAGCAGUCGGCAGCAGUAUGCCUACACAGACUACAGUGAUUCAGUGGCCAGGAGAAUGGGCUUCAUUCCUCUGCCUUUAGCUGUUCUGUUGAUCAGAGUGGUGAUAAGCUCAGUGAAGAUCCAGGGAGCACUUUCAUCUGUCUGUCUCUUACUCUUCUAUUUGGGAAUGAUCACACUCAAAGUGCUGAACAGUAUAGUACUGCUGGGAAAAUCCUGUCAUUAUGUCAAAGAAGCCAAGAUGGAUGAGAAACUGUUUGAUAAACCUAACGCCUCAGCUCCAAAAAAGACCUCCAGCACUCCUAACCAUGAAAAAUCUCCACCAUCUUCAGGUGAGCCAGAGCCCCAGCCUCCUCCAUCCUUCAUCACCAAGCAACCCGCCCCAAGCACAGCAGGCCCAUUUCCUCCAACCGCAGCUUUCCCUGAAACUGUGGAAACCAGUGAGUCCGCUCCAGAGAGUAGAGACUGCCCUAAAGUAGAAGAGGUAAGCAACGAGACUCCUCCUGCUACCGAGCUUAAACACAGAGCACCAAAGAAAGACCUGCUGGAGAUCGAUCGCUUCACCCUGUGUGGAAACCGCAUACUCUAAGUGCUGACAGCUGAGAGACAAAAGAUUCACAAUGUUUGUACUCUAACUAAACCAGCUGCUGAUGGCAAGCAGAGACUGAUGAACAUUCCAGUGACAGAAAAUCUGCUGUCCAUGGCAGUUUGGUCAUUCGCAUUGCUGAGGGUCCAUAUUGGAUAGACGCAGCAUCUGUGUGCAGUGGAUCUGCACUGUCAGAAUUAUUCUGCCAAAAUGUGAACAGUUUCUAAAAUAAAAAUGUAUCCUCUUACUAUGGAGGA